UCAAACACAAGUAAACAACGGCGCUGGCCCCGUCUGGUGGUCCUCUUUCCUUCGUCUUCUGCUCCGCUGCGCAUCCGUCGUCGCAAUCUUCCCAUUCGCCUACUCUUUCCUGGCUUCCUUUUGCCGUCUCAAACCCUAAUCGCUUCGCCGCGUGGGCCGCGGGGUAGAUCCGUCGUGGUAGGCGGCGUACCGGGAAAUGCGGGAAGAGCAGGAGCACCUGAUCUGAUGCCCCAUCUGUGGCCGGCGGGAGACGGCGCGCGAUGUCGUCGGCUCCGACUGCGGGGGCUGUGUUCGAGCGGCAUCGCCCCGUAGCACCCAAUACUGUGUUUAAAAGUGGACCAUUGUCAAUUUCAUCUAAAGGAAUUGGUUGGAAAUCAUGGAAGAGACGUUGGUUUAUACUCACACGGACUUCUCUUGUUUUCUUCAAGAAUGAUCCUAGUGCACUACCCCAAAGAGGUGGCGAAGUCAAUCUUACUUUGGGUGGUAUUGACCUAAAUAAUUCUGGAAGUGUUGUUGUUAGGGAAGAUAAGAAGUUAUUAACAGUUUUGUUUCCUGAUGGACGUGAUGGUCGGGCAUUUACCCUUAAGGCAGAAUCUUUGAAGGAUUUAUUUGAAUGGAAAACAGCUUUGGAGCAUGCUCUUGCGCAAGCUCCAAAUGCUGCUCUUGUGAUGGGACAUAAUGGAAUUUUUCGUAAUGACAAUGGAGAUACUUUCGAAGGAUCAUUCCAUUAUUGGAGGGACAAGAGACCUAUCAAAUCCUUGGUUGUUGGUAGGCCAAUUUUGCUUGCCCUCGAGGAUAUUGAUGGAGGGCCAUCCUUUCUAGAAAAGGCAUUAUGCUUUCUUGAGAAGUUUGGAACAAAGGUGGAAGGAAUUUUGCGACAAGCUGCUGAUGUUGAAGAAGUUCAUCGAAGAAUCCAAGAGUAUGAGCAAGGAAAGAUUGAGUUUGCAGCUGAUGAAGAUGCCCAUAUUGUUGGUGAUUGUGUUAAGUAUGUUCUUCGGGAGUUACCAUCCUCUCCAGUCCCGGCUUCUUGUUGUACUGCAUUACUGGAAGCUUAUAAAUUGAUACACAAUGAGGCUCGUGUAAAUGCUAUGCGUGCUGCUAUAAUUGAGACAUUCCCUGAACCAAAUCGGCGACUAUUGCAGAGGAUUUUGAAAAUGAUGCAUGUUAUCUCCUCUCAUACUGCUGAGAAUCGAAUGACUCCAUCUGCUGUUGCUGCUUGCAUGGCUCCUCUUUUACUAAGACCUCUUUUGGCUGGUGAGUGUGAGUUGGAUGAUGAUCUCGACUCAAACGGUGACAGUUCAGCUCAGCUUCUGGCGGCAGCAAAUGCGGCUAACAAUGCUCAGGCCAUUAUCUCAACUCUUUUAGAGGAGUAUGAAACCAUAUUUGAUGAUGGCAAUCUGCAGAGAUGCUCACUGUCAUCUGACUCUCAGAUUGGAGACACUGGGAGUGAAGAGUCUGCAGAUGAUGUGAAUGUAGAUGCUAAAGAUAAUGGCUAUCAUGAUGCAGAAAAUGAUGCAGAACCAGAAAUUGAAAGUGAUAAUGAUGAGCGUGUGCUCAGUGGAAAACUGAGUGGAAGCAGUGGAUAUGCUGAUAGUGAUCUUUAUGAGUACAAGGUCUUUGCUGGUGAUGAUUCAGAUGCAGAAUCUCCUCCUAAGAAUCAGGUUUCAGCUACGAAACCAGAGUUACUUGUAGGAUCUAGAACUCCCCUAGAUGAGCAAGUUUCCACUAUCAAAGGUACACAGAAUUCACUGAUUGAGAAGGAUGCCUCUGAUGCCUUACCUAUGCAAGAGUCUCCCUUGUCAAUGGGAGAGAUUCUAUCUUCCUUACAUCCAGGAACUUCUUUUCCAUCUCAUGCAACUGAAUGUAGUGCUGAAAGAUACUCAAUUAAACCGAAUGGAUCUCACAUGCAAAUGAAGCACACUAAUUUUUGGGGACGUAACAAUGUCAGAAAGAAUCAACCACUGGAACAAGUUGAUUCUUCUGGUGAAGAAGAGCUUGCUAUUCAGAGGCUUGAGAUCACAAAGAAUGACCUUCAGAUAAGAAUAGCCAAAGAGGUGAAAGGCAAUGCUAUUUUACAAGCAAGUUUAGAAAGAAGAAAGCAGGCUUUGCAUGAGCGUCGUUUAGCCCUGGAACAAGAUGUAUCAAGGCUACAGGAGCAGUUGCAGGCUGAAAGAGAUCUUAGAGCUGCUUUGGAGGUUGGUUUAAGCAUGUCUUCUGGACAGUUUUCUAACUUACGCACGAUUGAUUCUAAGACAAGGGCAGAACUUGAGGAGAUCGCUCUUGCUGAAGCAGAUGUUGCUAGAUUGAAGCAGAAAGUAGCAGAGCUUCAUCUCCAACUCAACCAACAAAACCAAAAUCAUUAUGGAUCAUUCCCUGGUGAUAGAUAUCUGCACCUUCCAGCUCAUCUCAAACAACAAGGCGAAAGUAGUAAUGUUGAGGAUGAAUUGUCAUAAGCACAACUUGUAACUCAAAAAAAAAAAAGAAAAGGUUAGCAUAAUUGAACUUAUGUUUAAUAAGUCAGCAAAUAAAGGAAUAAACAUGUAUUAUAAUCAAAUUUUCUCAGUGUCCCUAAAUAAGGAUGCUUCGUGUUAAUUUUAAAUUCAAAUUAUUCCAUAUGAUAAACAUGUGUUGUAAUUUUUUUCCUUACGGUUGUAGUUCUACUAUUGAUAUUAAUAACUUGAAUUUAUAAUGCAAGAUGAGAAUUUACUGAGUAACUAGCUACUUUAUAAUAACUACUUAAUACAAUUUUGUUCCUAGUAUCAAUCUGUAUCUCUCAUGAUCACUAUAGCUCACAAAUAGAAGAAAAUAUAGCUCAACAGGUAGACGAACAUUACGGUUAGAAGUAACUAUGAAAGGAAACAUACCAAUAAAGUCUUAAUUGUAAAUUUAUAAGUUGAUAUUAAAUCCCUAGUGACAUUAGUGUUCUUGUAUCAUUUGAUGUUCAUCAUCUUCAGUCAGGAUAAAAAAUGUGUAUUUGAGAAUAGACCUUUAUUUGCGAGCACCUUCAACUUUACUUUGCUUCAAAAAGGUCUUUACAUGUGGUAUCUUUGUGCUCCUUGUAUUUCUACUGCAUUUCUGUCUACUUGUUGCAGGAAGAUUGUCCAACAAGAUUUUGAUAUGAGCCUUGCCUUUUGCAAUCAUGAGAAGAAA
This is a messenger RNA of Zingiber officinale, 3150 nucleotides long. RefSeq names its product rho GTPase-activating protein 7-like. NCBI's taxonomy places the organism in Eukaryota, Viridiplantae, Streptophyta, Magnoliopsida, Zingiberales, Zingiberaceae. The transcript has 21 exons. The record is from RefSeq and is a predicted model, not a curated record. Gene Ontology annotation, biological process: signal transduction. Bases 261 to 2453 code for a protein of 730 amino acids.